Molecule: messenger RNA, 3999 nt
Organism: Penicillium diatomitis
Lineage: Eukaryota; Fungi; Ascomycota; Eurotiomycetes; Eurotiales; Aspergillaceae
Product: inositol polyphosphate kinase KCS1
Exons: 2
Coding region: 1-3999 (1332 amino acids)
Biological process (GO): inositol phosphate biosynthetic process; phosphatidylinositol phosphate biosynthetic process
Cellular component (GO): nucleus; cytoplasm
Molecular function (GO): inositol hexakisphosphate kinase activity
Source: RefSeq, a predicted model, not a curated record
AUGUCAAGCCCGCCGCCCGCUGCCGAAAACACUCGAUUUGACCCCCUGGUGACACCUGCCACGCCUGUCCAUCAUGAUUGCUCGAGGACGGAGCGAAAUGCGCCAAACUCACGUCACCACUCGCAGAGUCAACGCCCAUUCCAGGGGGCUCAACAAACGCAAUCCCCGUCUCGCGCAGAAUCCCCCACUAUCACCCGGCAAUGGUCUCAACCCACUCCUGCCACGGCUCUCAAAAGGGCUUCGUCGAUCCCUUUGGAGACCUUCCCCCGGUCGGCCAGCACAACUCAAUCCCCCCAACUGACCGAACGGGACAGUAUCUUCGCGACACACUAUCUUCCAUCGGACAGCGCCGCAACUACCCCACAAAUUUCCCCCGAGACCCCGACGGACAAUGGCCAGGUCAACGCAAUCCCUGGUCUAGAUGAUACACCGGGGUCGCCCAAUCUCUCCAUCAAAACCUCCCUCCGCCGCUCCCCCGUUGACUCUACCCCCAUGGAAGUGGACGUCCGCAGGCAUUUCCCUUUGCGCUCCGCUUCCGUGUACUCCACUGCGCAAGCUGGUGGACUUUCUCGUUUACGCUCCUCCAUCUCCUCUGGCGUGAAGCUACACAGUACGGAACCACAGACCGCUCGUCGUUCGCAGCCGUAUGGGACCGCGCUUGGCGCAAGCAAGGAGCUGCAAGGUCUGAAAAGUGGCCCCGCGGAUCGCAACCUUCUUCCUUCAGCGUUGGAUCAUGGCUCGCAGCCACCGCAGUUAUUGACGUCCUCUGCAUCCGGGCAGGCCUGGUCGGAGGUCAAACAGGAAUCGAACCCUGACUCCUCACGAAUAGAAUCUGCCCGGGGCAUACCGCUGGAACGGGGCUCGAGCAGAGGUCGUCCAGGUCGGGUGGACAAGUCGAUCGAGGCAGAUAUCAGCAACGUGGAACCGGCCUCACACGUACGAAGCCGCAAGUCCAGUCAUUUCCUCGGCCUGUUCAAGGAGAAUACCACCUCGCCGGAUCGGAAGCGAAGAGAAGAUCGCACUCCCCAGCACGAUGAAAUAUCUGGCCAACCGGAGGUCAACAUGGGGAUUGAGCAUCCAAAUCUGCGGUUAGUCGCGGCGGAGGACGAGGGCUUGUUGCGAAAAAGCAUUUCGUUGCCGUCCCUCUCGGACGGCCAUGCGUUCGAUUCCAAAGAUCAGACCGAUAGGUCGCAGCAGCGUGACGAACGACACAACGCAGAGCCUCAGAAACGCCCUGCAUUUGCUUUGCCACAUAGUCUCCUCGAGGAGAUCCGGAAUUUUCAUUUAACUCCAGGUGGAGGACGCGGGUCCUCCUUUUCAAAGAGCAUUCCUACCCAGUAUGCCGAAAGAGGGCGUGACUACUUCCAGCAAGAGCCCCACGUGGACCGGUACUCCGAAUCUCUUAGUUCCGUCGAGGAAGCAGAGCGCCGCCCAUCGGAACGAUUUGGGGAUGAUGAUGACGAAGAAAAAGAGCAGAUCUCCUCUGCCGUAUACUUCCCUCAUGAGCGUGUCGCUGUCUCAGAAGAGGCUGAUGUCGGACACUCAAUAGUCGCAGAUUCUGAAACAAUCCAGCCGCUCCAGAUAUCGGCGGCGGAACAAGGUCACGAGCUCACGUUGGUCCCCAAGGAAACAAACCCUUUAUCUGAACAGGGGGUCAGCAAAGUGGACAUUUCUUUCCGAUCUAAAACCGAGAGCAAGACUUUCUAUGGUGAACUUGGAGCAGGGCGACAACCAUUCGAAAAUGUCCCAGAGAAGCCUCUUACGGCGAUCUCGGAGCGUAGUUAUGAUUCUACUUGCGAAUCAGAGAUGCCAUCGGCUGACGAAAGUGGCCUCUCCGUGCAUGACGAAUCCAGUCUUACAGACGACCCUGAUAUCACCCCGACGGCGACACCGACUCAACGCUCGCGAUUCCCAGCUAAAGCAAAGCGCAAGGCCACUGCCCCACUUGGAGCCGUCGAACUGAAGCCCUAUCGACAUCAAGUUGGCGGUCAUACCACUGUGUUUCGGUUCUCCAGACGCGCAGUUUGCAAACAACUUAAUAAUAGAGAAAACGAAUUCUAUGAGCGCAUCGAAAGGAGGCAUCCUGAUAUGCUUGUGUUCCUACCUAGGUACAUUGGAGUUCUCAAUGUCACGUUUUCAAAGACUUCGAAACGCUCAAAGCAAUCUUCUGAUCAUGCGGCCCAAGAAGUAGCCGAGGGUAAUCGCGUCAAUGGGGCAUCGAUCCCGCAAACCCCAUCAAUCCAAAGUCCAGAGCCUCAGCGCAUUGUGAGCCAGAGCCAGGUGACAGGCGUGAUCCCGAAAGUAAUUCUUGAAAACAACCGGCACAUCAUCCCUGCCGAUCUGUUUUCUCGUAGUCAUCGUUCUCGACUUUUGGAUGAUACGAUGAUGGGACGACCCCGCUCAGCAGAUGGGCUCAGCAAGCUCUCCACCGAGUCCGAUCCGUCUCUGAGAAAGCGCAACAAAAUUUGGGGCGCCACGACAGUGAACCGAAAACUCCAAGAACAAGUUCUGCGAGAGGUCUUCAGCCCCCCGGCGAUUCACCAUCACCGUCGUCAUCCUCGCGGGCACUUACAGCUACCGCGGGCAUCAUCUGACAUCCCACGUCGGCGAGGUAAUCUAUCUGAGGACCACACUGCUAGUAGUCGCACCACUCCAUUGGCACCGAAAGAUGUCUCGCCGGUUGCAGCUGCGAAGAAAAUCUCUCAACCAGCCGAGGGCCAAACCCUAUCAUCUUCAGCCUCCACUGCUCUAGAUGAGAAUCGUAACCGCCUUGAGAAGGUCAAGACGCAGGACGAGCCAUCACGAUCGACCUCUCUGAACCGUGGUCAGCAAAAGCGCCGACGUCACUCUGGCGGUGGCCUCCAGCGGCGUGGCAGCAUUGACUCGCCGAAUCCCGAGCUUGUGUUCUUUGAUGAUGAGGGAUACGGUGGUGACAAAGAGGAUGAAAUUUUCUCUAUGGACAGCGAUGGCCCUAGUGCCUCGACUGACUCUCUGUCUUUCAAGCCGCCUUCGUCUUCUCCCUCGGCAAACACCUCUGUGUGUGAACAUGGUUCAGCCAGUGUUCAAGCGGAACCAUCGACAGCGACACCCAAAGAGAUGUCGACAAAAGAAGAUGCCGAAGAUGUGAGCGCUCCUUUGCCGAGUAACCCGAAAGAAGCGCAGCUCAGCAAGGAUGAACGUGUUCAGUUCUUCCUCCUGCUGGAAGAUUUGACCGCCGGUAUGAACCGACCUUGCGUACUCGAUCUGAAGAUGGGUACUCGACAGUAUGGCAUCGAGGCCACUGAGAAAAAGAAGAAGUCCCAGCGGCGAAAAUGUCAGUCGACCACUUCUCAGCAGCUUGGCGUCCGUCUAUGCGGAAUGCAAGCCUGGAAUGUGAAGAAGCAAGAGUACAUUUUCGAGGACAAAUACUUUGGUCGAGACUUGAAGUCUGGCAAAGAAUUCCAGGACGCGUUGACACGAUUUCUCUUCGACGGGGUCAGCUAUGCGAGCGUUGCUAAAAAGAUUCCUGUGAUCUUGGAGAAGCUUUCUCUGUUGGAACAUAUGAUUCGCAAGCUGGACCGAUACCGCCUCUACGCGAGCAGUCUGCUGAUUUUGUAUGAUGGCGAGCAAAGUCCACCUCCGCCGCCCACACCUGGGCAACCCGGCGAGCCUCCAUCUCUCCAGCGUCGGAUCUCCGACGAUGGACAUAAUAAUAUCGAUGUACAGCUGAAGAUCGUGGAUUUUGCCAAUUGUGUGACGGGUGAGGAUGAGUUACCACCGGACACGCCCUGCCCACCUCAUCAUCCCAAUGACAUCGACCGAGGAUAUCUGCGAGGUCUGCGUACUCUCAAAAUGUACUUCCAAAGAAUUUUGAGAGAAGUGACCCAAGAUGAGUUCGUGGAACGGGGUGAAGGGGAAGCCGUUGCCCUUGGAUCACGGCCUGUCGUUCGUGAUGUCGCCUCCGAUCAAUUUUGGGAUGAAGGUGUCGUGGAGACUGACGUUGGGGAAGUCAGUUUUUGA